Messenger RNA from Carassius carassius (crucian carp), 3588 nucleotides. RefSeq names its product cAMP-dependent protein kinase catalytic subunit alpha. NCBI's taxonomy places the organism in Eukaryota, Metazoa, Chordata, Actinopteri, Cypriniformes, Cyprinidae. Bases 906 to 1964 code for a protein of 352 amino acids. The transcript is spliced from 10 exons. Gene Ontology annotation, cellular component: nucleus; cAMP-dependent protein kinase complex. The record is from RefSeq and is a predicted model, not a curated record. Gene Ontology annotation, molecular function: cAMP-dependent protein kinase activity; ATP binding; protein kinase A regulatory subunit binding. Gene Ontology annotation, biological process: peptidyl-serine phosphorylation.
CGCGCGGCCAUUUCGCUAACAAACACACCGCGGAGGAACACCAAAGGAUUAUGAAUGAAACCGAUUCUGUAUUGAGAAAGCAAAACACCGCGCCCGCUUACACAGACUGAACGCGAAAAGAAAACUCUUAAUGAAAUGAACAUAGAUGACGUUAUUUGUCAGUUUGCGGGGGUGGGAUUAAAUCCUGCAGAUUGAUAGCGUUUGGCCUAUCGUCGCUCUCCCUUCGUUGGAUUGAUGAGGUCUUGUCCAAUCAGCUGCGCGCUCUGCUAGCGCGUCACAAGCGUAACGGCCAAUGGACACCGCGUAGCUCUCGCCGAAGCAGGAGUUCCCUGUAGCUGUGGAUUGAGGAUUAAUGGAAGGGCUCUGACUGUCGAAUUAUGCGAGCUACAUAGUGCACACGACCGGAUCGCUUCAUCAACACAAACAAGCAAACGACCAGGCUACCGAAAAGGUGCGGCGAAGUCGGCGUGCUGCGACUGGACCCGCGCGCGGACGGUUGAAAACAAGUGCUCGUGGCGGUCGAGAAGAAAGUCGAGGGCCUCGCUCAGGGUUAGCAGAGAGAGGAAGAGGAGCGAGAGAAGGAGAAGAAGACGGGCUCUUGGUGGAAUUUCAGCGGACCCGACCCAGGAGAGCUGAGAGACGUUACCUAAACCGAAGCUCUGCAACCAGACAGCUACUGUUAGCUAGCUAGCGCUCGCUAGCUAGCUAAACCAACUAAACAGCUUCUAUCAACCUCCAGACUUCAUUUGAUCUGACAGCGUAACGUUACUGUGAUCCAGCGAGUUAUGUUCGGACAUAGCUAGUGCAACGGACGCAGACAUCGUAUGAGCAGUAAGGAGACGGAGUCUGAAGACAGUUGGCGUCAAGAAAAGUCGAUUUAGAUCUGUUAUACCUGGCCUGCAAUCAUGGGCAACGCGCCCACCGCCAAGAACAAGGGCAACGAGAUGGAGAGCGUUAAGGAGUUUCUUGCUAAAGCCAAAGAAGAUUUCCUAAAGAAAUGGGAGAACCCAGCACAGAACACUGCAGCUCUGGACCAUUUCGAGAGGUUGAAGACUCUAGGCACUGGCUCGUUUGGACGAGUCAUGCUAGUCAAGCACAAAGAAUCAGGCCAGCAUUUUGCCAUGAAGAUCCUCGACAAACAGAAGGUGGUGAAGCUGAAACAGAUAGAACACACGCUGAAUGAGAAACGCAUCCUGCAGGCCGUCAGCUUCCCAUUCCUUGUGCGAUUGGAGCACUCGUUCAAGGAUAAUACUAACCUGUAUAUGGUAAUGGAGUAUGUUCCUGGAGGAGAGAUGUUCUCUCACUUACGUAGAAUUGGCCGAUUUAGUGAGCCUCAUGCCCGAUUCUACGCCGCCCAGAUAGUUCUGACCUUUGAAUAUCUUCACUCACUUGAUCUUAUCUACCGAGAUCUGAAGCCUGAAAACCUGCUCAUAGACCAGCAGGGCUACAUACAGGUAACAGAUUUUGGCUUUGCUAAACGUGUAAAGGGCAGGACCUGGACACUGUGUGGCACACCCGAGUACCUGGCGCCAGAAAUCAUCCUCAGUAAAGGUUAUAAUAAAGCAGUGGACUGGUGGGCUCUGGGAGUGCUGAUCUAUGAAAUGGCUGCUGGUUACCCUCCGUUCUUUGCCGACCAGCCAAUCCAGAUCUACGAGAAGAUUGUUUCUGGGAAGGUCCGCUUCCCCUCACAUUUCAGCUCUGACCUGAAGGACUUGCUGAGGAACCUGCUGCAGGUAGAUCUGACGAAGCGCUUCGGUAACCUCAAGAACGGCGUCAAUGACAUCAAGGGCCACAAAUGGUUUGCAACCACCGACUGGAUCGCAGUCUACCAGAAGAAGGUGGAAGCCCCCUUCAUCCCUAAGUGCAAAGGCCCCGGGGACACCAGCAACUUUGACGACUACGAGGAAGAAGAAAUCCGGGUCUCUUUCUCAGAGAAAUGUGGAAAGGAGUUUGCUGAAUUCUAGAAGCAGCAGCGGAGGAGAGGGAUGGAGAGAGGUUAGAUGUGGGGCAACAGAGAGAAGAAAACGUUUUCCAGGGUGGUGAUGAUGAUGUUGAUGGACUGGACUGAGCCUUAUCCGGUAACAACAACGUAGAGCCCUCACACACAGAUGGAGGGAGAAGAAGAACAAAGUCCAGAGAGAGACGCCAGCAGUGUUGCCUUUUCAGAUCCUUCGCCCCAUGUUACUUGUCCAUUUUCAUGUUUUUCCUCUUGUUUGGUAGCCAGGGUCCAUUGGGCAGAGAUUCGAUCACUUCUCUGUGACUGGCUGGCAUGGGGAUAAAUGUGACUUCUUUUUUUUUUUUUCUUUUUUUUUUUUCCAGAGAUAUAGAGGUUACUUUCAGGUACUGAAUAUUGGCUUCUCCAGAGAAUGUUUUGUUUUGUUUUAAUUAGCAAAGGUGUCCUUGCUCUGUAGUUCUCCACCCCGUCACAUCAUGUUUACGUCCUGUGCACUUAUUGGCAACCAGUACCAAAUCAAACCAACUUACACCGUUCAAGACUUCUGGCUUUUUGUUUGACACCUCACCUAUUUCUCCUUUGGAUUUCAAGCAUCACACCACCAUCCUUCAAAUUUGCCAUCACAUAUUAAUUGGCUACAGUGCUCUAAGAUCAGGCAGAAUCAGCCGCUUGGUGUAAAGAUGGUUGAUUUGGAUCAUUCAUUUGUCAUUCUCCAGAUCAUUUAGUGUAUUUAAAGCCGGAAUGUUCAUAUUUAAGCCAAUAGAAUGUGCUUUGGGUUGAAAGUGGCCACUGAAAAUCCGUUACACUACUUUAAAUUACACAUCUGUAGCAUGAAAGCAUACUUGAAGCUCCAAAUCCGUUAUUUCACUCGUUUCGCAGAUGGCUUUGAUCCUAAGAUAUAUUUCCAGAUAAACUGACAAAAAGCAGAACUGAAGGAAUGCAAUGAAUUAACCGCAAACACAAACACUUGUAAUGCAGCUGGUUUGUUUUUAAAAAGAGGCUUUUAAAGGAUAACGUUAAAGGAGAGCACUGUUUCUGUGGUCACACUGGGUUCCUGGUGGAUGUUUUUUUGUUUGUAUUAUUAUUAUUAAUAUUAUUAUAAUUUUCUGCCGUGUCGCCUGAUAGUGACCAAACCUUUUGUUUAAUUGAACAGUCUGGUAUCUGUCCUUACCCUUACCAAUGAUAAGAAUAAUCUUCUGGACAUGAAAGUUGUGUGAAAAUAAAGCCGAUUUUCAGUAAGUUUUAACUCUCUAAGGCUUCACCAAUCAAUCUCCAUUUUCUGCUUCAAAUAAGUUUGUAGUUCAUGUCGACUUUAUUGUCUGUUUACGAUAUCGACUUUUAGUGAAUCUCCAUUCGGUCUGUUGAAAUAUCGUCCGGCGAACUGAUCAAAAUGUGUUUGCUUUCUAUCUUGCUCUGUAACUUUAUUGGAUGCAAGACAAUCGAAAUGCAAAAGCCCCCAUGAUUUUAGUUGUUGUUGGUGUUUAGUUUUUCAGAAGUGUGCAGUAAUGCGUAGUGUGUUGCAGUGAUUUUAUUUCGUUAUGCUUGAAAAGCUUUGCGUCGAUGAAUAUUUAAUUUGAUUGUAAAGGCGCCAAACUGAACCGCUGUCAGUUUGAGUAACAGAAAGGACAUGAUAU